This is a messenger RNA of Stomoxys calcitrans (stable fly), 420 nucleotides long. RefSeq lists its product as uncharacterized. Lineage: Eukaryota; Metazoa; Arthropoda; Insecta; Diptera; Muscidae. Bases 1 to 420 code for a protein of 139 amino acids. The record is from RefSeq and is a predicted model, not a curated record. The transcript has a single exon.
AUGUGUUUUAGUGGAAUACCAUUACUCACAAUUUUAUUGGCAUUUAUAGCCAUAGCCCUGGCUUAUCCCUACUCUUGGGGCAUGCAUCAGAACAAUUAUGAUGCCAGUCUUGAUCCAAUAGCCUGGUCCAGAGGUUUCGUUAAGGAUUCAAUACGUAGACCACGACUGCUGCGCUCCAAUUCAGUGGAUAACGACGAAGAAGACAAUGGCCGAAGAUAUGUGACAAAGAAAAAUCAUUUUGCAGCUUCACAAUAUCGUUUUGGAAGAAGGAAUUCGGUUUCUAAGGCAAGUCAUGCAGAUUUUAUGAAUUCAAGAUAUGCUGCGGAAUUGUCACCAGGAAAAUUUAGCUCUAUGAGAAAAAAUUUCUAUCGUCGCCGUUUACAAAAAUUAGAUGCUCGCGAACGUUAUGGCUUGAUAUAA